GUUCCCGGGGGACGCGGGCUCGGCGGAGGUGCCGGCGCUCGGCCCCCUCAUGGCCAAGCGGCGCGCGGAGCCGUUAGUGUGCCACGUGCCUAUCAAACGGCUCCUGCGCGAGCCGCCGCCGUUCGCCCCCCGCGCCGUCGCCCCCGACCGGCGCUCCCGGGGCGAAGCGGCGAGCGCUGGCCCUGCCGCCCCGAAGCGGAAGCUGGAGGAAGCCGAGGCACCGCCGGGCAAGCGGCCCGGGCUGCGGGGGAGCGGCCUCCGCGGGGAGCAAGGGGACGCGGGGGGCAGGCGCCGGCGGCGUGGCGGUUCUGCGGCGCCCCAGGACGAGCGGACGGCCGAGGGACGCGGCCGCCCCAGCGGCAACGAGCGAGCCGCCGCUGAGCAAGAAGAUUUCUUCCAAUAUAACUCAUUCCUGUAUUGGAGAACACCAUUGCCUGCUGUUGAUUUGUCUGAUAUUCAGAAUCUAGAUGGAGACACUCCACCAGAAGCUAAAAUGCCAUCAAAAACUGAUACCAUGGAGACUGAAAUGGAGACCUGAUCAGUUGUUUCAUAGUUGUUCAUCUACUUACAGGAAACUUGUCUUUAUUUGGAUUCAAGUUUAUCUACUGGGAAGAAAAAUAAGCAUGCUUCUGCCUUCUUGAAGAAACAGUGUUAUGUCAGUCCAAAAAACCAAGUCUGUCUAAGCACAUGGGAUUAUUGCUGUGAGGUACUUAGUAGUACACUGUUUGGAGGUGUACAGUGUGGAGGAGGCUGUGAUGUCUAGCAAGUAUGCUUGAAAAUAUGCAGGCUGGCUAAAGUAAGAGUACAAAAAAUUAGAACUUUGGGAUGGAAUUAAAAGAAACAGGUGGUUAUGUUACAUAGCAGAAGGCAAGGGAAAAUGAUUUUGCCUAGCCUGGAACAAAAAGAUGUAAGUGUGGUAGCUGAAAGCGAAGUAUUUAUAAUGUGAAUUUAUCAUAAAGCACAGAAACUGUAUGAUUUCAGUGUUUGGUUUUGCCUUUUAGUGUUCUUAAUGUGUAAUAGCUAAACCAAAAAAUAAGAGUCUACCAAAACCAGACAAAACAUUCCCUUUUCUAUGCAAACAAAAACCAAGUAUGGCAGGGAAGGGGAUGGGAAAGGGGAUACUUUAUUUUGUAAAAUGGCACUGUUCUGAAAAUUUUUCGUAUUCUACUUAAGAAAAAGUUUUUUCAUCUUCACCUUUUCACAUUACCCAAAGCUGUGUGGAGCCAGCUUCUAAGCUUUUGGUCCAUUUUCAUAUUAGUGCUGUUCUUAUUCUCUGUUACUUAAGGUCUGAACAAAUUCGUACCAAAAUGGAGGUAUCUGCAGAUGUGUCACAUAAAGUCAAUGCAGUGUAGAAUUACCAUAUACAUUUUUCAGACAACUGACUAAGAUGUAGUUUUUGCAAAUUCUAUGGAUCUUGGGAAAACUUUUUACAGAACUUAAUUGAAUUAGUGUUUUUUGCUGUGAAAUGCAAACUUACUGCUUUUUUUAUUUAUUUGCAAGUUGAAGUACAUUUACAAAUACUUGUCUUUAAUAAUAGACAAGACAUAUGGGCAGAUAUGUCAUGUGUGAUUUGUCACGAAGGACAGCAAACACUAAUUUUUUCUGGAAUUAUCAUUGGACAAGGCAACUUGAGAUUUUUUUAAUGUACUUGCUGAAGGACAAUAAAGUUUGUGUGUAUUUGAAAACUA
Molecule: messenger RNA, 1688 nt
Organism: Calypte anna (Anna's hummingbird)
Lineage: Eukaryota; Metazoa; Chordata; Aves; Apodiformes; Trochilidae
Gene: CZH9orf40
Product: chromosome Z C9orf40 homolog
Exons: 2
Coding region: 50-538 (162 amino acids)
Source: RefSeq, a predicted model, not a curated record